CGAGGCAACAUUGGCACCUGAGCUGCACUUUGCUUUUCCCCCUCUCUACUUCUCCAUUUCGCUUCCUUAUGUUCCCUCUUUCUCUCUUCCGAUGCUUCAUUCACUCUCUUCAUUGAGAGCCACAGUGAACACAGAUCUUUAUUGACAGUACACGGUAGAACAUGGAAACAGCAGGUCAAUCCGUUUAGCCCAAGGGCCGAUACACCAAUUCACCAAUUUGUCAGUGUUAGUUUGAGAGAGAAAAGCAGCUAAUCUCUCCUCUCUGCUCUCUAUUGAUCACACACUUAGACUCCACUUCUCUGUCUAAACACUAUUGAUUCUCUCUCUCUCUCAAUCUCUUUCUCUCUCUCCCUCACUUUCUGUCUAGCUCUCUCCACAUACCACAGCUCUCAACACAUCUUCCCUCCAUACUCUCUGACCGUUUCUUACGUAAAGUCUGAAUAAUUGAGACUGUGUGUUCCUGUACAUGAAGCCCUGAGUUAGAUUUUAGAUGAAUGCUUGAGAAUAUUUUAGCAACAAAAUAAGACCAAUAACACCAACUGUGUAAACCAUUUUAGAGUUUGGGCCACAGGUGUCACAAAUCAUUGUUCCAUGCCGUAUACAUCGAAAAGCAUGGUGUCAUUAGAAAAAAUCUAUUACUUAGCAACCUCUUUCAAAGUGAAUAUAGACUAUGAUUAAAAUUCACUGCUGGGUACACUGUCUCCCUGGCUUUGUUUUUCAGUCUCACAUCACAGGGUGCACUUGAAAAGGACCACAUUCCUGUCAAGAUGAAGGCUAUGUAAAAAUUAGACAACUGAUUAUCUUAGGAGAGAUGUCCCCCCCACCAUUUUUACAUCAGGUCAAAUUGAACCAAGGAUCUCUAUUUGAUUGGAUUUAGCUUGUGGGGACCCCUGUCAUGAAACAUUUUAGUUGAUGGGUAUGAUUUGAUAGAGAAGUGAAUAUAUUGUAGAAGCAGAGAGAGAGAGAUAGGUGUAUAACACAAAACUGAAAUUCCUACAGCAUUUAUUAUAUCCACAUCUCUCAAUCUUAAUGCUAAAUUGAAGAAAUCUGAACAACUGUUACUCAGAUACGAAAAGCAGUUAAAGCACCCAUGGAGUUCACUAGCCUCCCUACAUGUCUCUUAUUUAUUAGACUUGUAUGCCCUCUACUGGUGAGAUUGACCCAUUACAAGCCUUUAGCUUUGCAGGUUACAAAACACAGACACAUGGCUUGUGUAACUCAAAAUCAGCUGUUUGGUAACCGGUAGAGGGUAGGUUCAGGACGUGUGGAUGACAGAGCCUUAAACGGUGUACUACACUAUUAGUAGGUAACUUUUAUAACAUUUUACUUAUAAUAUAUAUCGUCACCUUUCAUUUGAAGAUGCCUCCUUCAGCGGGUGGUGCUGAAGACAGUAAAACCUUGGUGAGAAAAUUGCUGAGAGAAGUGCUGGUGGGUCGAGAGGAUCCUGAGGGUUUCUUUGCGAUGUGUCUGUCCGUCCUGGGGCACCAGGAGACCCGUUCACAGUUCCCGUCCCUCAUCCGGCCCUUGUCCACGGCCAACUGCUCCAUGUACUCCACCCUCACCGGCAUCUACCAGGAAUAUUUCUCUGUGGUCAGUGAGUGUUUGUUGAACACUGAAGAUGAUGAACUGGAAGUUGCAUUGGCUCUCUCUGUACUGGAAAUGAAAGAUCACCAGAUGUCAGCCCCCAGCCAAGAGUCCCGACUUCAGCAGCCUAAAGACAGACCGAAUCAAAGCAGCUCUGUUCAACUGACCUCAGUAUCUCAGCCUCAGGGAAGCAGCCACACCCAAUUAGCAGAUGUAGCUGGCAGGAAAAAAAACUCCCACUCAGCACAAAGUGGACCCUGGGGCAUGGUGUGCCCACCACAGACAACCCGAGAGACUGAGCCUCAGAAAAGCACACAUGUUGACAAAUAUAAUAAAGGGACACCAGGGACAAGUCAAACUGAGUCUGUCUCCAAACCAUCUGCCUCAUUUUCCAAACAAGAGUUGGUUAUUGAAGGUGGCCAAAUGACAAAAGAGGGAGAUUUGAAUCAGUCGGGGAAACCAAAACGCUCUAAGAACAGGCGACAGCGGCGUAAAGCGGGCGGCCAGCAGGUUGUAGGUUUGCCCUGCUCUCCGUCAGCACCGCAACCAGUACUGCUGUGGUUUAGGAGGGAUUUGCGACUGUGCGACAAUCCUGCUCUCAUUGGCUCAUUGGAGGUUGGGGCACCUGUCAUACCUGUCUUCAUCUGGAGCCCUGAAGAAGAGGAGGGACCUGGGAUUACUGUGGCUGUGGGGGGAGCUUGUAAAUACUGGCUUCAUCAAGCUUUGUCUCAUUUCUGUUCGUCUCUGGAGUCCAUUGGCAGCCACCUCAUCUUCCUCAAGGCAGAUGGAGGUGGGGAUGGUGUGGGAUCUUCUCUGUGUACCCUUAAGGAGCUGAUAAAGAAGACUGGGGCGAGAACAGUCUUGGCCAAUGCGCUGUGUGAGCCCUGGCUGAAGGAGAGGGACGAUGUGGUGGUGUCAGAUCUGCAGAAAGAUGGUGUUGAAUGCAGGAUGUUCCAUUCUUACUGUCUCAGAGACCCUUACUCUGUCAGCACGGAGGGUGUGGGACUUAGAGGAAUAGGUUCAGUGUCUCACUUCAUGAGUUGCUGUAGACAGAACCCAGGAUCUGCCUUAGGGGUUCCUCUUGACUCUCCAGCAUCUCUCCCCACUCCCGCUCACUGGCCUCAGGGUGUCUCUCUGGACACUCUCGGGCUGGCACGCAUGCCCCGCAGGAAGGAUGGCACAACAAUUGACUGGGCAGCAAACAUUCGCAAGUCCUGGGAUUUCAGUGAAGAAGGAGCACAAGCACAGCUAGAGGCCUUUCUCCAUGAUGGUGUUUAUAGGUAUGAAAAAGAGUCAGGAAGGGCGGAUGCUCCGAACACCAGCUGUCUAUCUCCCUACCUUCACUUUGGUCAGCUCAGCCCACGCUGGCUAUUGUGGGAUGCCAAAGGGGCACGCUGUCGACCCCCAAAGUUCCAACGCAAACUGGCCUGGAGAGAUUUGGCCUAUUGGCAGCUAACACUGUUUCCUGACCUCCCCUGGGAAUCUCUCAGACCUCCAUACAAGGCUCUGCGGUGGAGCAGUGAUCGUGGCCACCUGAAAGCCUGGCAGCGUGGUCAAACAGGCUACCCUCUGGUGGAUGCAGCUAUGAGGCAGCUGUGGCUGACAGGCUGGAUGAACAACUACAUGAGACAUGUGGUGGCAUCUUUCCUCAUAGCAUACCUCCAUCUGCCCUGGCAGGAAGGCUACCGCUGGUUCCAGGACACCCUAGUGGAUGCAGAUGUUGCCAUAGAUGCUAUGAUGUGGCAGAAUGGGGGCAUGUGUGGUCUGGACCACUGGAACUUUGUCAUGCACCCUGUCGAUGCAGCAAUGACCUGUGACCCCUACGGCAGCUAUGUUAGGAAAUGGUGUCCUGAACUUGCGGAUCUGCCUGAUGAGCUUAUUCAUAAACCUUGGAAAUGUCCUGCAUCUAUGCUUCGACGUGCAGGUGUGGUGUUUGGCCAGACAUAUCCUGAUCGAAUAAUUACAGAUCUAGAGGAGCGACGGAGCCAGUCUCUGCAAGAUGUAGCUGUGGUGCGGAAAGAGUUUGGACAUUAUGUGGACAAGCGCACAGGCUGUGACUUGGUGCCUCUGCCCCCACGCCUUGUCUCAGAGGCCCUGGGCUUAUCACACAGCAAUGGUGGUGUGGUGGCAGAAGGGAAGCAGUUCCUGUUGCCUGUUAUCACCCGCAUGGAAUUCAAACACCAGCUAGAAGAUCCCGAUGCAGACGCUGCCUCAAAUCCCUACAGUGCUGUUCUAAAGGGGUAUGUGAGCCGCAAAAGGGAUGAGACCAUUGCCUUCCUUAACGAGAGAGACUUUACUGCCAGUGUGAUGUAUGAGGGAGCGCAGCGCAAGGAGAGGCUGGAAAAGGAUUAUCGCAGAAUGGAGGGACUCCCUCAGCCUGCAGCCCCUCGGGGCAGGGCCAGACGAACGCCAACAGCCAAGGACAGGUUCUCUAUAGUGCCUGGUGGGGCUGUCACUUCACUCAGGUGACCAGGACAUUAAGACUUUAAGUUUACAGGUAUUAAGAAACCAGUUACUGGGGGCGUCGUGUAGCUAAGCAGGCGCCCCAUGUGUAGAGGCUAUAGUCCUCGCUGCAGUUGGCCCCGGUUCGAAUCCCGCAUCGGACGGCCUUUCGCUGCAUGUCAUUCCCCCUCUCUGCCUCCCUGUUUCCUGUCUCUCUCCACUAUACUAUCAAAAUAAAUGCAUAAAAAGCCCCCCCAAAAAAAAAAACUUUAAGAAACCAGUUACUGGUCUUAAAAUGCAAAUGUAAAAAUAUUAUAGAAAAUAGGUUUUAAGUGCAAGACACUGAGAACGUUUGUGAGAGGGUUGCAAAAUGCUCUUAAAAUUUUGUACAUUGAGUUUUCAGUAUAAUCUCAGGUAAUGAGCAAUGAUAUUAUUCUUGCCUCUGUCAAAAACAUUGGUCCAAGUUGGUUAAUAUUUUGGUGCAGCUUCUUUUCUUGUAGGGCUACUUUUUAUCAUGGAAAUCUGAGGUGUUUCACGUAACUAUUCAUAUACUGUACAUUGUUAAGUGUGAGAACAAGGGGAGAAAGGAACAUGGGGAACAAUGUUUCUUACUAGAUCAUUCUUAAAAGAAUAUGCCUAUUUCACAGUUUGUAAGCUGAUGUAAACAGCAUCAGAAAAGCUGGGAUCUCAUGUGUGUGUCAAAAGUCUCCAGUUAAAUUGGAGGUGGUGUUGGUUUCCAAUCUUGUGUUCUGAAUUUUUUUUUAGCUACCUUUUUAUAUACAUUUGUAUGAGUUCUAACUUGAGGCAGGAAAUGUUGCCUAACAUUAAACAAGUAAAUACAAAGAAAAGCUUAAGUAAUGCAAAUUAACAAAUACAAAUAUUUUAUAUGAUGUGAUGCCCUGACACAGUGUCAAGAAUAUCACCUGUUCAUUA
This is a messenger RNA of Seriola aureovittata, 4959 nucleotides long. RefSeq names its product deoxyribodipyrimidine photo-lyase. The record is from RefSeq and is a predicted model, not a curated record. The coding region runs from base 1360 to 4053 and encodes 897 amino acids. Gene Ontology annotation, biological process: circadian regulation of gene expression; entrainment of circadian clock by photoperiod. NCBI's taxonomy places the organism in Eukaryota, Metazoa, Chordata, Actinopteri, Carangiformes, Carangidae. The transcript has 9 exons. Gene Ontology annotation, molecular function: DNA binding; FAD binding. Gene Ontology annotation, cellular component: cytoplasm; nucleus.